Messenger RNA from Iphiclides podalirius (scarce swallowtail), 522 nucleotides. NCBI's taxonomy places the organism in Eukaryota, Metazoa, Arthropoda, Insecta, Lepidoptera, Papilionidae. The record is from the annotation of a GenBank genome assembly.
AUGUUUCCAGUUAAAUUCGAGUAUAAAAGCUCAUUUCAUUCGGUGAACUGCAUCAGUGUUCUUCUCGUGCAGCAAACAACACAGACCACUUACAAAAUGAUGAAGCUGGUGGUGUUGUCCUGCCUUCUGGCCGCCGCGUCUGCGGGUCUCAUCGCGCCCCUCGCUUACACCGCACCGUUCGCCUACAGUGCAGCCCUCCUCGGGCCCUCCAACUACCGUGGACCGCUGUCCCUGGCCCCCGGUCAGCCCGCCAACAUCCUCGCUGCCGACGGCCGCCCUCUCGACACCCUGGACGUCAAUUUGGACCGCUCCGCUCACUACACCGCAAAGGCUCUCGAGAACGGCUUUCAUCUGCUGAAGAAGCGUUCCGUCCUUGCAGCCCCCAUCAUCGCAGCCCCCAUCGCCCGAUAUGCCACACCUCUGAUCACCCCCGCUGUGCCUGUCGCCUACACUGCACCCAUCGCGACCGUCUCUCACAUCGCACCUGUUACCUACACGCGCACAGCUAUUACUCAUGUCUUA